AUACUUUUGUUUUGCACAGAUUUUCGAUCAUGGAACAGGACACAGAAUACGUAAAAUUGCCAUUGGAAGAAAGAUGCGUGCACAAAUUAUGGCGAGCACGACUGCACGGUUACAAAGAAUGCGUGAACACGUUUCAAUGCAUAGACGACGAGAAGUCACCCGAAUGGAACAAAUUCCUUGGUUUCAUAAAGAAAUUCGUAUCAGACAGUAACGCCGUCGCUCAAGAAAAAGGUUUAGAAGCUACAUUAGCCUUCGUGGAGAACGCAGCAGUCGCAGGGAAGACCGUCGGAGAAGUAAUGAACGGGAUAGUCACAAAAUGCAUCGCUGCGCCUAAAACAAAAACAAAGGAACUGGCAGUUCAAAUAACGUUGAUGUACAUAGAAAUCGAAAAGCACGAAGCUGUUCAAGAGGAAUUGUUAAAAGGAACUGAAGCGAAGAAUCCAAAAAUAGUCGCCGCUUGUAUUUCCACACUGACUUUGGCUUUGAGGCAGUUUGGACCGAAGGUGAUUAACAUCAAACCUUUAGUAAAAAAGAUCCCCAGUUUUCUGGAGGACAGAGAUAAAAUCGUCCGAGACGAAGGCAAAUUUAUGGUAAUCGAGAUUUACAGAUGGAUCGGGUCUCCGUUAAAGCAGCAGUUAAACACAUUGAAGCCUGUACAACUAACAGAAUUAGAAACAGAAUUUAAUAAUUUAACACAGGAGAAAGUGGCGCCUAUUCGAUUUCUGAAAUCGCAGAAACCGAAAGAAACUUGCAUUACAGAUUCCACGAGCGACACCGGCGAGGAGGGCAAAGACGAUCCUGAUAAUGGCUCCGUUCCUGAAGUCGACCUUUACGAGAUGUUAGAACCAGUCGACAUUCUUUCAAAACUCCCAAAAGAUUUCUACGAAAAGGUCGAGGCUAAGAAAUGGCAGGAACGAAAGGAAGCCGUGGAAGCUUUAGAGGCUCUUGUAAAAAAUCCUAAAUUAGAAAACGGCGAUUAUGGAGACUUAGUAAGAGCCUUGAAGAAGAUAAUAUCGAAGGACACAAACGUAUUAGUCGUCGCCUUGGCUGGUAAAUGUUUAGCAGGACUCGCGUCUGGACUUAAAAAAAGAUUUCAACCUUACGCCCCCGCGUGUCUCUCGUCGAUCCUAGAAAAGUUUCGUGAAAAGAAACAAAACGUGGUGCUUGCUCUAAGAGAAGCCGCCGAUGCGAUUUUCCUCACAGUAUCAAUCGACGUAAUAUUAGAAGACACGGUGGCCGCGUUGGAGAACAAGAAUCCUGCAGUAAAAGCAGAGACUGCGACUUACUUAGCGAGGUGCUUCGCACGUACUCCUCCACCGAGCUUUAAUAAGAAGCUUCUAAAAGCUUAUACCAGCGCAUUAUUAAAAACUUUGAACGAACCGGAUCCAACUGUGCGAGACAGCUCCGCCGAGGCUCUUGGAACAGCCAUGAAACUCAUCGGCGAGAAAGCUAUGAUGCCGUUCCUCACAGACAUGGAUAAUUUAAAAUUGACGAAGAUCAAAGAAUGCGCAGAGAAAGCUGUGAUACACGUUAAAGUUCCUACAGCGUCGAAGGUUUCCGAGAGGCCCAACACAGCGCCUAGUAAAAUUGAAUCAACUGCUAAGACUAAGAAAGAAACGAAACCCGCAAAGAGGCCGAAUACUAGUACGACUAAAAAGCCUUCUUCUAAGAAACCAUCAGCGUCUUCGUUGACUAAUUUGGCUGGUUCGAAGAAGUCAGGUUCUAAACUGCAAACGGAGAAGAAUUACAGCGUUGAGGAGAUAGAAGAAAUGGCCAUGCAAUCUUUGCCAAGCGACGUUUUGUCUGGUCUCGUUGAUAGCAAUUGGAAGAAUCGAUUAUCUGCAGUUGAACAACUCUUUGAAUUUGUUAAACAAAUGGAUCCAGUGGAAAUACCUGUACAAGUAGUCGUACGAACCAUGGCUAGGAAACCUGGGUUCAAAGACACUAACUUCCAAGUAUUAAAACUGCGACUGGAAAUAGUAAAAUUCUUAGCAGAGAAUUUUCCAUUCUCUACAAUCGUCUGCGAAUAUUGUAUCAUGGACAUAACUGAGAAGCUUGGCGAUUCUAAGAACAGCUCAGUCGCUGCUGAGACUCUCCUCGCCAUAGCAGAAGCGACGAGCUUGGAAUACGUAGCUGACGAAAUUCUAGGCUUCGCUUUUAAUCAAAAGAAUCCUAAAGUUCAACAGGAAACGUUGAGUUUGUUGUCCAGGGCGCUUACGGAAUUCGGCUGUGCCGUGAACGUGAAGUCUGUAAUGGAGAACAUGAAGAAAGCAGUCGCUGCUACAAAUCCUGGAGUUCGUACAGCAGCUAUUACUCUAUUAGGCACGCUAUAUUUAUUUACUGGGAAGCCUCUGUUGACGUUCUUCGAGAACGAGAAACCUGCCUUGCGACAACAAAUUGAACAAGAAUGUGAGAAGCAUAACGGAGAAACACCGCCGGCACCGAUUCGUGGGUCAAAGGGUAAGAAAGAAAAAGCCAGCGACGACGACGAGGAUGUAGAAGUUGAAAAGAAAUCGAACAGCAACAGCGAAAUUGAUAUUAACAAUUUAAUCCCACGUAUUGAUAUCAGUAAUCAAAUCACAGAAGGUCUUCUUAAUGAAUUAUCUGAUAAAAACUGGAAAGUACGAAACGAAGGACUGCAGAAGGUAAACGCGAUAAUAUCAGAAGCGAAAUUUAUUAAAGGAUCCAUCGGCGAUCUCCCGCAAGGUUUGGCUUUACGUUUGGUAGACAGUAACAGUAAAAUAGCUCAGUCGACUUUAGGAAUUUGUCAGGCGUUGGCUGUGGCCAUGGGACCUCCUGCCAAGCAGCACAUCAGGGUUCUCUUCCCUGGGUUUAUUCAAUGUUUAGGAGAUAACAAAACCUGGAUCAGAACCGCAGCUAUUUCCUGUAUAAACACUUGGGGCGAUCAAUGUGGAUAUAAAGAGUUCUUCGACGGUGAGAUGAUCAGCGACGCUCUUAAAUCCGGCUCGCCUAUUCUUCGAUCAGAAGUCUGGAAUUGGUUGUCACAAAAAUUGCCUCUGAUUCCCGUGAAGCAAGUCUCCAAAGAGGAGCUCUUCGUAUGUCUUCCACAUUUGUAUAACAAUUUGGAAGACAGGAAUUCUGAUGUGCGUAAGAACGCACAGGAAGCAGUUCUGGGAUUCAUGAUUCAUCUGUCGUACGAAGCAAUGGCUAGGAACACAGAGAAACUGAAACCAGGAUCAAGAACAGUGGUCCUGACUGCGUUGGAGAAAUCGCGUCCGAAUUUGCCUAUUAAACCUCUGCCUUCGAAGAAACCAGCGGCGGAGGGGAAUCAGAAGGUGGUUAAAAGCGGAGGAGCGGUUAAUGCUAGCAAGGCGACGGUGAAGCCGAAACAGAAUCAAGCGUCGUCGAAACCUGGCAGCGCUAGGAAGAAGGACGACGACGUGGACACGAGUCCAUUACUGGCUACUAAUAAUCUUAAACAUCAACGAGUGAUCGAUGAACAAAAGCUGAAAGUAUUAAAAUGGAACUUUACUACGCCUAGGGAAGAAUUCGUCGAGCUUCUGAAAGAUCUCAUGACUGCUGCAAAUGUGAACAAAACGUUACUGGCGAACAUGUUCCAUUCAGAUUUCCGGUACCACCUGAAAGCCAUCGAGGCACUCACCGAGGAUUUGCCUGAGAACAGCAAGGCUUUGGUGUCGAAUUUAGAUCUGAUUCUUAAAUGGCUGACGCUGAGAUUCUUCGACACUAAUCCUUCAGUAUUAUUGAAAGGUUUAGAAUAUCUGCGAGUAGUGUUUAAUUUAUUAAUAGAAAACCAGUAUCACAUGUUGGAGAACGAAGCCGCGUCGUUUAUUCCUUAUCUUCUCAUCAAGAUCGGCGAUCCGAAAGACGCGGUGCGCAAUGGGAUCCGCGCGUUGUUUAAACAAAUAGCGUUGGUUUAUCCAGUGAGCAAAUUAUUUUCUUACGUGAUGGAAGGAUUGAAAUCGAAGAACGCCCGGCAGAGAACCGAAUGCUUGGAUCAGCUCGGCUCCCUUAUUGAGAAUUACGGAUUAUCUGUUUGCCAACCGUACGCUUCUGUAGCGUUGAAAGAAAUAGCGAAGCAAAUUGCAGACAGGGAUAACUCUGUUCGUAACGCAGCCCUGAACUGCAUCGUUCAAGCGUAUUUUCUUCAGGGAGAGAAAGUGUAUAAACUGAUCGGGCAGAUAUCUGAAAAGGAUCAGUCGUUGUUGAAUGAACGCAUAAAACGAGCUGCUAAAAAUCGGCCGACGAAGUCUGCUUCUGCGAACAGACUUCCAACACCGGCGAACGUGACGCCUACUCCUGAAGACGUAAAAGCUGAUUACGAAGAGGAGAACGAGGAUUUACAAGAACCGCAGAUUUUACCUUCUCAGGUUUCCAACGAAUUGCCACAGACUGAAAACGUACAGAACGAAGUUGAAACGCAGACCGAAAAUGCGAAGACAGAAAUCAUGCCUGACAAACUGCAAGAAUCUCGUGAAAUUAAUGAAACUCCUAAAGAAACCUCGACGGGGACGAGCUUUUCGUCUCUGAAAGAAACCUCGACGGAAACUAACACCGUUUCGCCUCCGAAAGACGAAGACGAUUUAAAAACAAACUCUCCCACGUCGGCACAACCGAAAGUCUCUGGUCCCUUUGGAUUAGACAUGGACUUCCUGCAAAGAAUCGAAUUGAACGCUCCUGUAAAGUAUAAAAAUCCAGUUCUCCAGGAUGUUAAUAUACCAGACAUAAGUCCACCCACGAACGUACAAGUGAUACCGAUAUCCCCUCCGAAGUUGUUAGUAUCCAAGUCUGCGUCUUUAGCACAGCAGCAAUUGAGCUCACCGAAUCCUAACAAAGAGGACAGCCUCGAACGUAAAAUCCUAGCAAUGGCUAGCUUAGAUCUAGCAGUGGCAAUACAAUCGAUGAACAGCAUAGACAACUUGAUAAGAUCUCACCAGUUUUUAAGUCUGCAAUCUAAAGAGGAUAAAUUCAUCGGUUCUAUAAACAUGCAGUUAAAGCUUCUCCAAACUUAUCCCCUUCAACAAGGAGGAACAGACAUCUCUAAAGGCUUUCGUAAAACAUUUAUGAUCCUCCUUGCGUUCUACGACACUAGAAUCCUGGGUAAGAACGUUCCGUUGAUACAUUUGAAAGAACUCGUGGAUCAGAUGAUCAGUUUACUGGCAGAGAGGAAAUUGAAUCAUUUGCAUCAAGCGGACGCGUACUACCGCGUGAUUAAUAAUAUCGUUUGUAAGAUAAUAGACAACUCGAACCAUACGACUAUCAUAUGUGCUUUAAUUAAACUGCUUCAUGGGUGCGCGGAAUCUACUGGGCCGUACGAGGAGUUAGUUAUGAAGUGUUUAUGGAAAGUUGUAAAAACGAUUCCUGAUUGGGCUGCGGAUUUGGAUUACGACACGAUCCUCUUAGAAGUGCACCGAUUCCUCAAGGAUUAUCCAACCGUUUGGUGGAAGAAACGCAAGUCUGAUACUCCGCUGCGAACUAUUAAAACUAUUCUCCACAGCAUGACUCGAGUAAAGGGCAGCACGAUUCUCAGUCAUUUGACACGGAUAAAUAAUACGAAUGAAUCAGAAUUGCAUUCUUAUUUAAUGAGAUUGAUCACGACCUUCAAGCCGGAUGAAAUUAACAGUAAUUCUAGAUCGGCUGUGAAAUCGAACAGCCCAGGGAAGCCUCAGGAACAUUUGUCGAAAUUCACUCAUCAACAAUUGUCUGAGAUAUUUAAAAAGAUCGGAUCUAAAGAUCACACGCAAGAGGGUUUAAUGCAACUCUAUGAUUUUAAACUGCAAUACCCCGAAGCGGACGUGCAACCGUUCUUGACGAAAUCUCAUCAAUUCUUUCAGGAUUUUAUUGAACAAGGUUUAAGGGAUAUCGAUCAAGCGCGAAAGAAUCAAAACCUUAUAACGCAAACUAAUAAUCAAUACUCGGCAGAAAUAGCAGAAUCCUCCGAGGCGAAGAGUUUAAUGGAUCCGUUGCACAGGCUCGAGAAACUCCGAGCGACCGAAGCACAAUGUAGAACCACCAGCCAACCGAGCCCCACAUGAAUCAACUUCUAUUAACACUUACUAGGGUUACAGUGCUUAAAUAUCUGGAGAACCAAUAACGCAUACACGGUAUUUAAUAGCGCAUAGAUCAUGAAGAAAAUAAUCAUGUUACGCUGUUCCAACGUCAAAUGGUAGCAUUUAUGUUUACGACUCUCUAGCAGCGUACUAAUUAUGCCCUUUUAAAAUAAUCGCGAACUCCUACUACUACUACUAUUACUCGUAUUUAUCGAAACCAGGAAGAGAAAGAAAGAAAGAAAGAAAGAAAGAAAGAAAGAAAGAAGAUUAAGCUGUAAGAAGCUAGUAUUAUUAUUAUUACUCCGUUCAGACUGAUUUUACAGGCACACAAUUUUCGUUGUUUUAAAAUCAACUCGUCUAGUAUUUAAAAAAAAAAACAAAGACACGCGUUUAUUAUUUAAUUAAUUCGAACUUAAUAGAAGAGAAAGCAUGCUUUCCGGUAUUUAUAAUUCUGGUAUACGAUCGUAGACAUUACCUAUCGUUUAACUUUUUCAUGAUGAUAAAACAUAGUAAAAGAUGGUAAUGGCGACGACUAAGACGAUAAUAAUAAUAAUAAUAAUUUAAGAUAAAUGUCUUCUGGAGGUGAUUUCCCGUUUCCAGAACAUACUUAGUAGUGUCUAUAGAUUGUGUAUAUAUUCUAACAUAAAAUGCAUUCAAUAAAAAUAUAUCUUACAAUAA
Messenger RNA from Ceratina calcarata, 6707 nucleotides. RefSeq names its product msps cytoskeleton-associated protein 5 (gene msps). The record is from RefSeq and is a predicted model, not a curated record. Gene Ontology annotation, biological process: spindle organization; establishment or maintenance of microtubule cytoskeleton polarity; microtubule polymerization. NCBI's taxonomy places the organism in Eukaryota, Metazoa, Arthropoda, Insecta, Hymenoptera, Apidae. The transcript is spliced from 14 exons. Gene Ontology annotation, molecular function: microtubule plus-end binding; microtubule plus end polymerase activity. The coding region runs from base 30 to 6014 and encodes 1994 amino acids.